Momordica charantia (bitter melon) is the source of this 562-nucleotide messenger RNA. Its product is annotated as basic form of pathogenesis-related protein 1. Gene Ontology annotation, cellular component: extracellular region. The record is from RefSeq and is a predicted model, not a curated record. Lineage: Eukaryota; Viridiplantae; Streptophyta; Magnoliopsida; Cucurbitales; Cucurbitaceae.
CAAGUGUUUGUUCCAAGAGAAGAAAGAGAGAUGUCCAAAAUGGCAUUGGCCAACCUUCUCUCAGCCAUAACCCUGUUGGGGGUAACCCUAGCACCCCUCACCAUGGCCCAAAACUCCCACCAAGACUUCGUCAAUGCCCACAAUGCUGCCCGAGCCAGGGUCGGUGUCGGCCCGGUGUCGUGGAACUACACCUUGGCCGCCUACGCCCAAACUUACGCCAACAAGAAGAUUGGCACUUGCGAGCUGCAACACUCCUAUGGACCUUACGGCGAGAAUCUAUCUGAAGGGUAUGGUGAGAUGACCGCAGUGGAGGCGGUGAACUUCUGGGUGAGCGAGAAGAAGUACUACGACCACCGAUCCAACCGCUGCGUCGGGGACGAGUGUCGCCAUUAUACGCAGGUGGUGUGGCGGGACACCAAGCAUGUGGGUUGUGCUCGAGUGAAAUGCCAUAACAAUUGGAUAUUUGUGAUAUGUAACUAUGAUCCUCCAGGCAACUAUCAAGGCCAGUUUCCUUACUGAACUUAUCAAAGUUGAAAAAUUUCGAUGAGUUGGCCAAUUGUCA